AUGGCGGUAAAUAGUCAAAUGACACAAACAAUGAACGCAGAAUUGUAUUCGUGUGACUUGGAGAAUUUCCAAGUUAAAGAGUACAUCGGCCGUCGUUCGGGUCUUCCAACUAGGUUGUACGCAGUUGAUCUGCGAAACAAGCGAUACGAGUGCAAGAUAUUUCAGACUCUUCAAUAUCCGUGUGCGCAUGUUCAUGCAGCGUCUGCUAGAGCAAACUUAAAUGUUGAACAAUUCAUAGACAAAAUCUACACGUUGCAACGCACACUCCGUAUAUGGGGGAACAAAUUUCCUGUAACGCCCGAUGUCUCAAACUGGGAAGUUCUACCGCCUGUUUUCAAGAUGGUGUCUGACCGUAGUCUCCGUAGACAUCCUAAAGGUCGACCACAAUCGACAAGAAUUCAAAAUGACAUGGAUGUCAAGGAGACGGGUGAACCCAAACUAUGCACUGUGUGUCGAACAUCCGAAUACAACCGAUCAACAUGCCCACAUCGUGUUUAUGUUUUCGGUCAAUCGUCUCGUAAUGCCAGACUCCAAGAUGACAAAUGA
Gossypium arboreum is the source of this 546-nucleotide messenger RNA. RefSeq lists its product as uncharacterized. The transcript has a single exon. The record is from RefSeq and is a predicted model, not a curated record. Bases 1 to 546 code for a protein of 181 amino acids. NCBI's taxonomy places the organism in Eukaryota, Viridiplantae, Streptophyta, Magnoliopsida, Malvales, Malvaceae.